CACGCAGGUACAGAUGACAACCUUGAUUGACGACCGAAGAAGAAGCGAAUAGUCUCUCCCUGCUCCAAACUCUCUCGAUCUCCGUCUGAUUCGAUAGCCAAGAUGAAUGACGCAGAUGUCUCCAAGCAGAUCCAGCAGAUGGUGAGAUUUAUCCGCCAAGAAGCCGAAGAGAAGGCCAACGAGAUCGCUGUAUCCGCCGAAGAGGAAUUCAAUAUCGAAAAGUUACAGCUGGUUGAGGCAGAGAAGAAAAAGAUCAGGCAAGAGUAUGAGAAGAAGGAGAAGCAAGUUGAAGUUCGAAAGAAGAUCGAGUAUUCCAUGCAGCUGAAUGCCUCUAGGAUCAAGGUUCUUCAAGCUCAAGAUGAUAUAGUUGGUAACAUGAAAGAAGAGGCAUCGAAGGAGCUUCUGCAUGUGAGCCAUGAUCACCAUGUGUAUUCAAAGCUUCUGAAAGAUCUUAUUGUCCAGUGCUUGCUUAGACUGAAAGAACCUUCUGUCUUGUUGCGUUGCCGUAAAGAAGACGUGCACUUGGUAGAAUCUGUCUUGGAUGAAGCUAAGGAUGAAUAUGCUGAGAAAGUAAAUGUUCAUCAACCAGAGAUAAUAGUUGACCACCAUGUUCAUCUUCCCCCUGGUCGUCAUCACCACAUCUUCCACCAUAAUUCUCAUGGACCUUUCUGUGCUGGAGGCGUUGUUUUGGCUUCCCGUGAUGGAAAGAUUGUAUGUGAGAACACACUUGAUGCUCGGUUGGAUGUUGUCUUUCGUAAAAAACUUCCAGAGAUCCGGAAGUGGCUCUUCAGCCAGGUUGCUGCAUGAAGUGUUGUACUGGAUUGAAUUUGUUUUGUUGGCCCAGGAUUAUUCUAAUCCAAAGCUUAAGACUUUGGUUGUUGAGCAUGUAGUAGUAUUAUAUUGGGCAGUUAAGCUGUUCGUCUGUGUAUUUAUGAUUUCGUUGUUUGCAAUACCUUUAUUUCAUUUCUGACUCUAGAGCUUGGCGGAGUACUCUUUUCAACAAUAAAUAAAAUCUGUGUUUGUUGCACGGGUGAA
Molecule: messenger RNA, 1035 nt
Organism: Carica papaya (papaya)
Lineage: Eukaryota; Viridiplantae; Streptophyta; Magnoliopsida; Brassicales; Caricaceae
Product: V-type proton ATPase subunit E-like
Biological process (GO): proton transmembrane transport
Cellular component (GO): proton-transporting two-sector ATPase complex, catalytic domain
Molecular function (GO): proton-transporting ATPase activity, rotational mechanism
Source: RefSeq, a predicted model, not a curated record